AGAGAGAGAGAGAGAGAGAGAGAGAGAUAUACAGCAGGUCCGCAGCGCCUCCAGGAUCAGUCCCUCUGUCGUUGGUGAUCUGGUCUGUCUGCUGAUAUGAGCUCCGUGUGUGGAAGUUACUACGGUGAGGACGGCGUGUUCGUGGCGGGCUUCACGUGUCCCAAAGCGGACAGUGACGCUGCGGCACUUUUCUGCUGCGGGUUCAACAACUUGAAGUAUUGUUGUGAUGAUCCCAACAGCUUCUUCCCCUACGAGUAUGGAUACAUGUGGUGGUUAAGUUUCGGAGCUCUUGUUGCUCUCUCCGUAGCAGCCGCGGGUGUUCUUACCCUCGUCGUCUCUCAGUGUAUCCUCUGCUGUUUGAUCAUCACCACUGCACCCAGACGUUUGGACAAUGGGCUGGAGCUCCAAGCAACAGGCUCUACAUUGAGUCCACAAAGACCAGGACCAAGCCCUUUGAGUGCGCCCGCUGGUCCUCAAGACUUGAAGAAACCCUUCCUGAGGGGCAAACUGGAUUGUGACAACCAGCCCCCAGACCCUGAGCGCCUCCUCCAACCCUGUUUCGUGGCCACUGAGACAUCUAUCAAUGUCGAGGGUCCUGCUUAGACUGGCAGACUAUUUUACUUUUGGCUUGUGUAGUUGCUCAAAGGAAGCUAAAUGGCGGCUCCUCUGAAACGUCUUGUGUGGCUUUCCGUAUGUGACAUGAAAUCCAUGUUAUAUUUGAAUCAUCCUCACUUUAAACACAUUCACAUUCCAUAGCCUAUAAUUACUACACUAUACUGCAUCAAACAUGGCCACCCUGAACAAGCCACUGUCAGGUUAGGAAUGACAACUUGUAGAGAGUUACCUGUUGCAUGGUAACCAGUGGCAUCACGCGGAUGACGGGAAAUGAAUAUAUGUCAAUGAGAUGACAUGAGAAUGACAAUGUCUGUCCAACAGCCCGUCUCCAGAAAUUCUGUGACUAGUAGUCAGGGUGUAACACAGGAACGCAAUGUGGUAGCGUGUGAAAUUGCAUAGAGUAGUAUUAGAGAGUUAGCGAUGGACUGCUAGGUGAAAGAGGUUGACUUGCUGAGAACCCCUCUUAAAAUCUCAAGGCUGAAGCACUGAUACUUUGAGAUGCAUGGUUGUAAUUGGCUUUGGAUUGAUGACAUGGGCUGAGUUAGAAUACAUUUCUAUUCCCCUGGAAACAUCCCUAAAGUCCAGAGGCUGUUCUAUGUCAUCCUUACUGAACGCCAGAGGCAGUGUUUCACACUGGAUACCUCCCUUCUCGCCAGUGUUAAUUUCGUCGACAAAAACUAUGACGAAAAUUUUUCGUUAACGAACCUUUUUUCCAUGACUAAGACGUGACGAAAACGAUCUUAA
Gasterosteus aculeatus aculeatus (three-spined stickleback) is the source of this 1359-nucleotide messenger RNA. The record is from RefSeq and is a predicted model, not a curated record. Lineage: Eukaryota; Metazoa; Chordata; Actinopteri; Perciformes; Gasterosteidae.